Messenger RNA from Schistocerca americana (American grasshopper), 819 nucleotides. RefSeq names its product GA-binding protein subunit beta-2-like. Lineage: Eukaryota; Metazoa; Arthropoda; Insecta; Orthoptera; Acrididae. Gene Ontology annotation, molecular function: protein binding. The record is from RefSeq and is a predicted model, not a curated record. The transcript is spliced from 3 exons. The coding region runs from base 45 to 767 and encodes 240 amino acids.
GGCAGACCGCCAUCUCCUACAUAAAGGGGCGCACGCAUGAAGUGAUGGCCACGCAGGGCUGGGCUGACGCAGUGCGCACCCAGCCAGAAGACGUCAUAGAGGUCAGCAAGCUGCUCGCGGAGACACCAGAGUCCAGCGUGCCGGCCACUGCAGACUGCAGGCCCACCAGCACCAGCCACGGCACUCAGCCGCUCAGCGACCGUGGCCGCACUCCCACUGCAGCUGCACGCCAUACUCCCCCGCCACCUGACGACUCGGCCGUCUCCCGCCUGCGGUUGCUUUCCGAAGCAGAGAGAGGGAGGAGGCUGAUAGAAGCAGCCAAGGAGGGGGCGGUAGAGCAGCUGUGCAGGUUGCUGGCAGCAGGAGCGGACGUGGGGGUGAGGGACAGAGCGUGGUACAGCCGGACUGCCCUGCACUGGGCAGCAGUCUGGGGCCAUGUGGGGGCAGCCAGCUGCCUCAUAGGGGCCAGCGCGGAGGUCGACGCCAGGGGCAGCAGGCAGACGACACCCCUACACUUCGCUGCAGCAAAUGGCCACACGGCUUUGGUGCAGGUGCUGCUGGAUGCAUCUGCUGACCCAAAUGGCAGAGAUGACUUGGGGCUCACGCCACUACACUUGGCGGCAAGGUGGGGCCAGACAGGGGUGGCGGUUGAACUGCUGCAGGCGGGAGCUGACAGUGUGGCCAGGGAUGGCGGGGGGAGGACCCCUCUGGACCUCGCCAUGCAGAACAAUGAGCAGCAGCUGGUGGAAAUGCUGCAACAACGCUGAUGUGCAGCAUUACACAACACAUAAUUAGUUUUACCAUAUGUCUUAGUCAUAA